This is a messenger RNA of Gongylonema pulchrum, 219 nucleotides long. Lineage: Eukaryota; Metazoa; Nematoda; Chromadorea; Rhabditida; Gongylonematidae. The record is from the annotation of a GenBank genome assembly.
AUGCGUAAUCGGUUUGGGUUGCAGGAUGCGGCGGUUGCACUGGUGACGGGUGGAGCGUCGGGUCUGGGCAAGUGCACUGUGCAGCACCUGCUCAGGCAUGGAUUCAACGUGGCCAUCAUGGACUUGCCCUCAUCGGACGGUGCUUUCCUCUCGAAGUUAUUCGGCCGCCAAUGUUCUUUUGUGCAAGCAAAUGUAAGUCCUCAUGUAUUGGGCCCCUGA